AUGGCGUUGGGCACGGCUCAAAUCUUUCAGUACGGCUACGUGGUCGUGAACAGUGAUUCGGACAACUUUUCCGAGUUUAUGGACGGAGUGAGCAGCGCGAUGGCGCAUUCGCUGCUCUACAUCAAGCUCAUUAUCUUGUGGAUCAAUCAACGUCUCGGGGUUCUCACCUCUAACGCGGGUGAUCCCGAGAAAUGGGAGCCGUACAAUCGGGAACUGAUUCUGAAGAUGAAAUUUCCGUUCGAGAUCAGCACGUUUACCAUCUACUGGGCUAUCACACUUGUUCAGUUCGUUCAUUUAGUGUUUAUCGGCUUCGGCAUUGGCUUAGUCAAUACACUUCUUGUCUCUCUGAUAAUCCAUGUCGGUGGUCAAAUCGACAUCCUUCAGGACUGGUUGUCGAAAGCCUUCUCCAGGAACGGGUCGAAAACUUCAGAUGAAAUUACGCCGCAAAUGUUGGUCACGAAACACCAGCAGAUUAUCAUAUUCUCGGAAAAUAUCGAGAAUCUGUAUACAUACAUCGCACUCAUGAUACUGUUAUCGGACACCUUGAUCAUUUGCUGCUUAGGGUUUGUUAUCGCCACCUCGCUCAAUGAACCUAACGCCGCGGCGAUUUUGGUGAAAUCUAUAAUGUUCUACAUCACGAUGAACCUGGACGUAUUCAUAUACUGCUUCGCCGGCGAAUACCUGAGCGCCAAGGGUAGAAUAAUUGGCGACGCAGCCUAUAAUUCUCUGUGGUAUGAUGUUUCGGUGAAGAACAGUCGGAUCGUAACGUUCAUCAUCUUGAGGUCGCAGAAACGGCUGACGAUCACGUGCGGGAGGAUCAUGGACCUCUCUUUGGAACGUUUCACUAGUUCCAUUGGCACACCGGACGGCCCGGCAAUCUUGGUGAGAUCCGUAUUAUUCUAUAUGGUGAUGAAUCUCGAGGCGUUCAUAUAUUGCUUCGCCGGUGAAUACCUGACUGCCAAGAGCAAAACGAUCGGCGAUGCGGCUUAUGAUUCCCUUUGGUACAACCUCACAUCAAAAAAGAGUCGAAUUUUACUGCUCGUGAUUCUACGGUCACAGAAACGUUUGACCAUCACGAUUGGAAAAAUCAUGGAUCUUUCUUUGGAGCGUUUCACCAGCGUCGUGAAGGCAUCUGCAUCGUAUGUUUCCGUGUUAUUGGCGAUGAACUAAAGACCCG
This is a messenger RNA of Odontomachus brunneus, 1177 nucleotides long. RefSeq names its product odorant receptor 22c-like. Gene Ontology annotation, cellular component: plasma membrane. Gene Ontology annotation, molecular function: olfactory receptor activity; odorant binding. NCBI's taxonomy places the organism in Eukaryota, Metazoa, Arthropoda, Insecta, Hymenoptera, Formicidae. The record is from RefSeq and is a predicted model, not a curated record. The transcript has 8 exons. Bases 1 to 1170 code for a protein of 389 amino acids. Gene Ontology annotation, biological process: sensory perception of smell; detection of chemical stimulus involved in sensory perception of smell.